Molecule: messenger RNA, 682 nt
Organism: Drosophila albomicans
Lineage: Eukaryota; Metazoa; Arthropoda; Insecta; Diptera; Drosophilidae
Exons: 2
Coding region: 88-345 (85 amino acids)
Source: RefSeq, a predicted model, not a curated record
UUUGGAUAUCACACAGAACAGAACAGAACAGAACAGAAGAGAAAGCCACACCACACGACAUCACAGAAGGACCAAAGAUAAUCAAAAAUGAUGCUCAAGGUGCUACUGCUCACACUCACAGUCUGGCUGAGUCUGCUUUGUGCUGGCAGCAUGGCGAAACCUCAUCUGUUGGCCACAACGCCUGUGGGCUAUGCAACACCCGGUGGCGCUUGGCUAACAGCUGCAACAGCGCCAGUUGCAACACUGGGAGCUGCAUAUUAUCCGGCCUAUGCGGCGUAUACGUAUACGCCGUUGUAUUAUGGCUCAUACGCCACGUAUCCCUAUUACACGUAUCUAAGACGCUGACCAGAUCCCGGACAAGAUUAGUAGCCGAGGAGUUUGUUGCCUGUUGCCGUUUUGUGACUACAAUACAUACAAAUAUAUUGUUGUUACUACAUAUGUAUAUAUUGUAGGGCAUGUCCUUGUACUCGACUCGAUAAAAUUGAUUAAAUCUAAAUGCUCUUCGUGUGUAUAUGUGAUAUUUUACGCUGUUCUUACGUCGAUUCGAUUUGUGGUCUUGAUGGUAAAUAAAAAUAUUUAUGAAAUCAAAUAACACACGCACACACACGCAUAUAAAAUUAUAAACAAAUCAAUAAAGAAUAAAAUAGGCAAAGGCUGCUGAGUCUGAGCUUGUAUCUAAAUA